AUGAUACAUAAUACAGCCAAAAAGGCAGCUCAGGCCUUACCAGUUGCAUUGGAUGAAUUUCUUGUUGAUAUCUACUACUAUUUAGACAAGAGCAGUAAACGCAUUAAAGGAGUGAAAGCCCUGCAAGAACUUUGUGAUGCCCCGACACACAAGAUUCUGAAGCAUGCUGCAACAAGAUGGCUGUCACUUGGUCAGUGCUUAGACAGGUUAAUAGAACAAUGGGAGCCCCUUCGCCUCUUCUUCAAAGCAGAAGUGCAAAAAAAGAUGAAACCGAAGAAAGCCAUAAAUCUAACAUCCAGCAAGAAGAAGACCGCUGUAUCUACUGGCACUGCAGGAUCUGUAGCUACAGUAAGCACAAGUGGAGCAACACUGGUGAGAGCUGGUAGCAUCACUGGCCCUUCAGGUUCAUCUCUUAGAGACCAGAUUCCUUCAGAGUCAAGAAAAACUACUCCCAUUGAAAGCUCAAGCUCUCUCCUUAAGCGUAAAAUUGGAUCUGGUACUCAGAGUCUGACUACUUCUGCUGGCAGUAAACGCAAGUGUAAUCUUCCUGCCACUAAGUGUUCUACUAGUACUACAACAAAAAGUGCAUCUUCCUCCCACACCUCUUGUGAAAGGGCAUUCAGUGUUGUGCGGAAGAACCAUACUGAAUUUCGUCCAAACUUGAGUGUCAGAACCCUGGAAGCCCUCUUGAUUGAAAAGCUUGCACAUAGUACCCCUUGCUUUCAAAGGGAAUACAGCAAAGACAUUAUCAGAAGGGCUAAGAAAGCCACACAGCUGUCACUCAGCAAAGCUGCUGGAGAAGGAAGCAGUACUAGUUCUAGCCAGUGGCUCUCCCUGGAAAAUGCAUUGAACAGACUGCUGGAGCAAUGGACCCCACUUCAGCUAUACUUCCAAUCUAAAGCCGAAUCUGGAAAGAGAAAAUGUAAGGAAUCAUCAGUCCCUCCCCAGUCAAAGAAGCAAAAAGUCAGCCACGAUGGUCCAGAUCUCUCUAAAGAUGGUUCUGUUAUAGGCUCAACUCAAACAUCUGCCAAGUCAUCUGCCAAGUCAUCUGCCAAGUCAUCCGCCAAGACAUUGGCUUGUACUAACCCUUGUGCAAUCAAGAAAUGUGCAUCUUCCAUGACCACGAACAGUUCUGCCAAUCCAACCAAGAACUGGAGUAUUAUCAAGCAUCCUAUUCUGGCCUCUUCAUCUUCACUCACUCUGAGCAGUGCUAUGAAGUCCUUCAAGAAACCACAUACUUCAGUCAAAGUAAGCACUACAACCACUGCAAAGUCUACAACCAAGUCUACAACCAAAGUGAAUCUGGCUUCUAGUAAGAAUCCUCCUGCAAGUUUGGGUAAAGAUUCAUCAUUGAGUGGUCAACAAGAGUACAUCACAGGGUACUGUAAAGUUGUUUGCCGGUUCAAGGUCACAUAG
Lytechinus pictus (painted urchin) is the source of this 1416-nucleotide messenger RNA. RefSeq lists its product as uncharacterized. The transcript is spliced from 5 exons. The coding region runs from base 1 to 1416 and encodes 471 amino acids. NCBI's taxonomy places the organism in Eukaryota, Metazoa, Echinodermata, Echinoidea, Temnopleuroida, Toxopneustidae. The record is from RefSeq and is a predicted model, not a curated record.